Messenger RNA from Microtus ochrogaster (prairie vole), 2008 nucleotides. RefSeq names its product surfeit 6 (gene Surf6). NCBI's taxonomy places the organism in Eukaryota, Metazoa, Chordata, Mammalia, Rodentia, Cricetidae. Gene Ontology annotation, biological process: ribosomal large subunit biogenesis; ribosomal small subunit biogenesis. The record is from RefSeq and is a predicted model, not a curated record. Gene Ontology annotation, molecular function: DNA binding; RNA binding. Gene Ontology annotation, cellular component: nucleolus.
CGUUCAGGGUGCUUCCGGCGGUGCUCAGGACCGCGGAAUAUCCGAGCGUGGCCUCCAACCAUGGCCUCUCUGCAAGCCAAGGAUGCGUAUCUGCAGGACUUGGCCAAGAAGAUCUGCACACAGCCUGGCCCCGAGAGGCAGGGGAGCAAGUGGGCUGUCAGAACAAAACGCUUGGAAGCUGCCGGGCCCCCCAAAAAGAAAAGGAAGAAAACACAAAAGAAAUCUCAGGACCAGGAACAGAAAGCUGCAGAGCACAAGACCAAGCCCCCAGGGAAGACGGCUCCCACCUUGUCUAGGGCUAAGAAACUAAUGGUGUCCAAACAAGAGAAGAACUCCAGCUCCCUGGAGUCUCCUAAAGAUGGCCAAGCCACAGCACCUGAUUCUGUCUUUGCACUGGAUUUCCUGCGACAGCGGCUGCAUGAGAAGAUGCAGCUGGCCCGGGGCCAGGGUAGCACCAAGGAGCUGUCAGCUGCCACCCUAGAGAAAAGACAGCGGAGGAAACAGGAGAGGGAACGGAAGAAGAGGAAGCGGAAGGAGCUUCGAGCAAAGGAGAAGGCUGCAAAGGCUGAGAACAAGGAGGAGCCGGCUGAGGCACCCCCAGAUGUGGCCUGCAAGGAGCCGCAGGAGUCAGGGCUUAUCUUUAAUAAGGUGGAAGUGACUGAAGAGGAGCCCGCCAGCAAGCCCCAGCGGAAGAAGGAGAAGCGGCAGAAGGUGAAAGGGAACCUGACACCACUGACGGGCAGGAACUACAGGCAGCUGCUGGAGCGUCUGCAGGCGCGCCAGGGCCGGCUGGAGGAGCUGCGAGACCAGGAUGCAGGCAAGGCCCAAGAACUGGAGGCCAAGAUGAAGUGGACCAACUUGCUGUACAAGGCGGAGGGUGUGAAGAUCCGUGACAAUGAGCAACUGCUGAGGGAAGCCUUGAAGCGCAAAGAGAAGCGCAAGGCACAGCGGCAGCGCAGGUGGGAGAAGCGCUCAGAGCACGUGGUAGAGAAGAUGCAGCAGCGUCAGGACAAGCGGCGCCAGAACCUGCGCAAGAAGAAGGCCGCGAAGGCCGAGCGGCGCCUGCAGAAGGCCCGCAAGAAGGGCCGGAUACUGCCACAGGACCUGGAGCGUGCAGGCCUCUCCUGAGCAGCUUGCACCUGCCACAUUCCUGGCCAGACACCUAGGUGACGGACCGCGGGUCUCCUAUGUGAGACUGAUGCGUUCUUGCACCCCGCAGCCACAGUGAGGGCUCCAGUCAUGUGCCAAGAGGAUGUUUUGCCAUCGUCCUUAAGUAGAACAGUGUCCUCCAGUCCUGGGAGGGAUGAAGAGGAUCUGUGCCCAAGUCCUGUGAGGGUGUGUCUGUCUGUCUGUCUCUGUGUGUGUGUUCAUGUUUCUGAAGACUCCAGAAGCAAGGUAGUACAGUUGAGGUGAGCUGCCCACCUGACCUUCCCACCCACCUGUAUUUCCAGUAACCGUGAGAACAAAAGGCCUUGACUACUGCUUCAGUGUUCACAAGUCCCUGGCAACAGAAGGGAGCCCACAGAAGUUCUCGGGAAUAUGAUCCUGUUAGGUCUGUCUCUGGGCCAGAGCUUCAAAACCCAGAGUCUCUCUGGGAUCUGCAGGAUGUGCCUUGGGUAACAUGGCCUCCUGUGAGCCAGUUGCUGUCAGAGGCUUGGGAAGUAGUGGUGUGCUGGCUAGUUUAUGUCAGUUUAACAUAAGCUAGAGUUAUCUGAGAAGAGGGAACCUCACUGAGGAGACAACCUCACUGGACUGGCCUGCGGGCAAGCCUGUGGUCCACUUCCUUUACUGGUGAAUGAUGUGGCUGGGCCCAGUUCAUUGUGGGCAGUGCCACCUCUGGGCUAGUGGUCCUGGAUUAGAUAAGAAAGCUGGCCAUGGGGAACAAACCAGUAAGCGAUGUUCCUCUAUGGCUCUUCCUUUAGUUCUGCCUCAGGGUUCUUGCCCUGACUUCUCUUGGUGAUGUACUGUUACCUGGAAAUUAACAUGAAAUAAACCUUUUCCUCCCCCA